Uranotaenia lowii is the source of this 2331-nucleotide messenger RNA. RefSeq names its product mitosis initiation protein fs(1)Ya (gene fs(1)Ya). The record is from RefSeq and is a predicted model, not a curated record. The transcript has 3 exons. Bases 123 to 2174 code for a protein of 683 amino acids. NCBI's taxonomy places the organism in Eukaryota, Metazoa, Arthropoda, Insecta, Diptera, Culicidae.
CGUGAGAGGAUCUUCGCGUUAUUAUAGCUCAGCAGCAACGAACAAUAGAUUGAGAUUGGAAACGUCAAAACGUGAGGAACCAUUGUUUGCACCAUCCAUCAGGAACUGCAAUAGCAAAAGCGAUGAAGGUGCCACCAGAAGUGCAAUGUAAAACGUGCUCGCAGGUGUUCUGCUGUACAAAAUGUCGGAUCAAACAUGAGGACAACAACCAUCAGGAGAUGCGGGCUAUACGGCAGAUCUGUUACAUCUGCAAUGGACGACCUUUUCCGCUGCGAAUCGAUACCAAAAUAACGCCCGGCAAUCUUCUAGUGAAUCACAUUUUGAAGGAACAUCUUCCACUGCGGUGCAAUCGAUGUGCUAAGGUAUUCACUCACGUUUCGGACUUCAGUUCAAUAAUGCGUUGCCUCCAUCGUAACAUCAACGAUCAGAAUCUAGACAGUACUUGUUACUUAGAGAGAAAUCAUAUUGUCCAGGUCGAAUGCGUCGAUGGGAGCAUAAGUUCAGUUGAGUCAGAAAAUAAGGAAAAUCUAAUUGAUAAUUCUUCGUCCUCCACCGAUCGUUCGGAUGCCACUCAAAAAAGUGGACAUGGUCCGGCAACUGCUAUAAAAAUCAAAGGUCCUUUGAUGGCGCCGACUCCACAGGUGUCGAAAGAUUUGAAUGCGAUCUCUGAAGCGCCAGACGACAUCAAUGAAGCAUUGCUGACCCCGUUGUCCAUGAUCAAUCUUCGGUGGAAGCGCAAAAGUCGCCAGAGCUUUGACAGUAUGCUUUGCACAACGGGUAACAUUUCGGCUGUGAAUGCUUCGACUGGGGUAAGCAACAGUCCGGGGAAAAAGUUAGUACGAACUACUUCUACUCCGAUGGUUUACGGUUGCAUGACAAAAACGGUAGGAAACGAGUCAUACAGUGCAAUAGGACAGGUGUCCAGUAUUCAUAGCAAUAGCGGAAGUGAGUCUGAUUCCCGAUCCAAUGACAUAACACCCAUUUCGCCGACUUCCUAUGAGAUCAAAAAAGUUAGAGCUAUCAUACGUAGUCGAUCCAAAGUGGCGGCCACCCCCUUGAGACAAGUGAUGUCCCGUAGCAUCCAGCGAGCAAUUGCUCAGCAUGGAUACUACAGUAAAAUGGUAGCACCCGGGACCCAGCGCAAGAUGAGUUUCAAUACAACAGAAGGCAGUAGCAUGAACAGCGGUAUAGACUCCCCAGUAAAAGAAGCGCUAGAUCUUAGAACGACUCCAGCACUCAAACGAUCUUCCAGCGAAUCAUCAUCAGGUUCUAAUCGCUCAUCAAAAAUGGUUCGUCUGAGUUCAAAAUAUCGUAGUGAGGACUCCAGUGCAACAACGCUAGAAGGUACAAAUCCAACAGCUGGAAACGACGUUGACCAAGAAAAUCGAGAUAAUCACAGAAUAUCCGAUGAAGCUGGCAUGUUAAAACCUGUACCCAGUCAUUAUCAGGACACACCUCGCAUUUCAAACGGUAUGCUUAAGAAGGUGAUUUCAUUCGCUACUCCAGACCUAACAAAGCUAAGAAAUACUAUGGCUGAUUCAAGUCCAGACGAAAGUCGUGAGAUCUGGGCCACUCCAUGUGCUCCUCCGCCGAGAAGUUUGAGCUGUUCAGCACUUCAGGAGUCCAAAUACGAUUCAUUUACCAAUGACGAAAAUAGUGACGCUUCCAGUUCGGACGAAGUCUUCCUUCCACCGGCCAGAUCACGAUCAUGCAAACAGCUAAAAUUACACUCCCAAUCUCCGCCAAGUACUGGUAAGCUGUGGACCAUAGUUUCCAACGUGAUUCGCUUGGCUUCUCGAUCGGACGUCCAAGACGAACUGUCCGGCACUGGUAGCGAGUCAGAUGGAAGCGUAAAUUCUAAAUCAUCAUCCUCAACGUUGGUUCAAACGGCGGCCUCCUUUGCGGGGUAUCUGAAAAAUCGUUUUCAAGCAACGACCUCGCUCGUUUCUCAACGAACUUCAUCAUCUGGUUCGGACGACUACACCGCGGCAGCCAACCGGUACAGUGCCAAAAGGCGCCGGGCUAACACUUUGUACAGUCGCCCCUACGAAACAGGCGGAAUGAGUGGCCGUGCUUUAUCCAGCCCCAUUGCCAAACGGAAACGCAUCCAAGGGCGACAACCAAUCGAAAGGAUGAGACUGAACAUGGGCGACAGCGGAAGUGAUUUUUAUUAACCAAUUAUAAAUUUUAUUCGAUAACCCGUUAGGGUGAAAGUUAGCUUUUUAUGUAAUUUUUGUAAUAUUUUAUCAAUAAUAGUGCCAUACUGUGGAGAUAUCAUUGAAAUAAUAAACUAACGUAAGACGAAUUUGUUUUGGAAAAAUGUGAAAUGUU